Messenger RNA from Aureococcus anophagefferens, 810 nucleotides. RefSeq lists its product as hypothetical. The record is from RefSeq and is a predicted model, not a curated record. The transcript is spliced from 3 exons. Gene Ontology annotation, biological process: potassium ion transport. Lineage: Eukaryota; Pelagophyceae; Pelagomonadales; Pelagomonadaceae. Gene Ontology annotation, molecular function: voltage-gated potassium channel activity; protein-containing complex binding. Bases 1 to 810 code for a protein of 269 amino acids. Gene Ontology annotation, cellular component: membrane.
AUGAAGACGAGCCUGCUCUACGUCAAGUCGCUCUACUGGACCAUGAGCACGAUGACGACCGUCGGCUACGGCGACCUCACGCCCGUGUCCACGAAGGAGCACUGGUACGCGAUCUUCGUCAUGCUCUUCGGGUCCAUCCUGUUCGGCUACAUCUUCGGCCUCAUGGCGUCGCUCGUCGCGAGCAUGGACGUGACCAUGGCGGCCUUCCGCAUGAAGGUCGACUCCGUGCAGCGGUUCCUCCACUACCGGAACGUGCCGCGGGAGCUGUGCGAGCGCGUGCACCGCUACCACGACAACACGUGGGCGCAGACGCGGGGCUUCGACGAGCACGCCAUCAUGUGCGACCUGCCGAGCUCCAUCCACCUCGACCUGGCCCUGCACCUCUACGGCGACAUGCAGGGCAGGAAAAGAAACGCGGAGCCCGCGUUCGUGCGCGCGAUCGUGCUGCGGCUGCUGCCGACGGUCUUCCCCGAGAACGAGAAGGUCGUGCUCAAGGGCGAGGUGGGCCGCGAGAUGUUCUUCAUCCAGCGGGGCCACUGCGAGGUCGUCAACGACGAGACGGGCGAGAUGCUCGUCGAGCUCCAGGACGGCCAGUACUUCGGCGAGGUGUCGAUCUUGUGCGAGGCGCGGCGGACGGCGACGGUGCGGUCCGUCACGGAGGUCGACCUCCUCGUGCUGAACAAGCAGGACCUGGACCUCGUCUGCAGGGACUUCCCGCGGGUCGCCGCCUGUGUGGAAAUCAAACAGUGGGUUAUCCCGACCAAACUUCAGAACUCUCUCGCUCGGUCACAUCGAAGUCGAUUCGGCUGA